AUGUCCUUCGACUCCGACGCCUCGUCGCCGUCGACGUCCGCCUCGGCGGCGGACGCCACCACCAGAGACUGGAUUUUUCCUUCGUACACCUUCGUUCACUCGCCGCAUAAUAUCCACAGAACCCCCAGGAGAAGAAGAUUCUCCUCAUACCAACCCCCGCCGCAGCAAUUCAACCCCACGGCGUCGUUUCAUCCGCGAGCAGCUGGCAAUGAAUCCAACGCCGUUAGCAGUUCCGUUUCCAGGUCAACGCCAGGGCGCUUUGAAUUUGAGAACCACGAGAAGUCAACGACGCUGCUGGAUGGCGGUAUAGACGGAGGCGGAAGCGCAGGGGUUAAUUCAAAGUCAAACGAAGCCGUUACGUCGGAGAAACGUGGCAUUAAGGAAAGGAAAACGACGUCGUCGGAGGAAACAUUUUUGGGGGUUUUGCGAAGCUGGUUAAGAGUUCGGUGGCAGCUUACUUUUACCGUUGCGAUACUGAUAACGGUGUUAUCUUCAUUGGUACAUACGAAUUUUUCCUUACACAAUGAGGUCACUGAAUUACAGGACCGAAUUUCCAAGCUCAAUGUGAAACUCAAACUUUGCAAUCUGUCGGACUCUAUAGAUAUAGCUGGCGAGUUGUCACCACAGGAUGUUUCUGUCAACAAUUUUUCUAGCAAGAGCCUAAAAAUUGCAGCAUUAGCUAUUUCGAUCACAUUUUUAUCCCUCCCUUUCUUUGUCGUCAAGUAUGUCAACUACGUCUCGAAGUCGAGAAGAUUGUUCGACAAUACCACGGAGGAAAUCUCUUUGAAUAAGCAGCUAGCAUACAGGGUUGACGUCUUUUUAUCAGUUACCCCAUAUGCUAAGCCUCUAGCACUGUUAGUUGCUACCCUGUUGUUGAUAUGUGUCGGUGGGUUGUCACUUUACGGCGUGACAGAUGGCAGUUUAGCCGAUUCCCUUUGGUUGUCCUGGACAUACGUAGCAGACUCGGGUAAUCAUGCCAAUUCCGAAGGCCUCGGUCCGAGACUAGUGUCGGUUUCGAUUAGUUUUGGUGGGAUGCUUAUAUUUGCUAUGAUGCUUGGACUUGUUUCCGAUGCGAUUUCUGAAAAGUUCGACUCUCUGCGGAAGGGAAGAAGUGAAGUUGUUGAAAAAAACCACACUCUUAUACUCGGGUGGAGUAAUAAGCUGGGAUCGUUACUGAAUCAACUUGCCAUAGCUAAUGAGAGUAUGGGUGGAGGAAUAGUGGUCGUAAUGGCCGAGCGAGACAAAGAAGAUAUGGAGCUCGACAUUGGUAAAAUGGAGUUUGACUUCAGAGGAACAUCUGUCAUAUGCAGAAGUGGGAGCCCUCUGAUAUUAGCUGACCUGAAAAAGGUAUCCGUUUCAAAAGCUCGAGCAAUAAUUGUCCUUGCCGACGAUGGAAAUGCUGACCAGAGUGAUGCCCGUGCAUUAAGGACGGUCUUAAGCCUAACAGGAGUGAAAGAAGGAUUGAAUGGACACAUUGUAGUUGAAUUAAGCGAUCUUGAUAACGAAGUCCUUGUGAAACUUGUCGGUGGGGAUCUCGUUGAAACUGUUGUUGCUCACGAUGUAAUCGGUAGGCUGAUGAUUCAAUGUGCUCGUCAGCCAGGCCUUGCUCAGAUAUGGGAAGACAUUCUUGGGUUUGAAAAUUGCGAGUUUUAUUUUAAAAGGUGGCCGAAGUUGUAUGGAAUGCAAUUCGAGGAUGUGUUGAUUAGCUUCCCGGAGGCCAUUCCUUGUGGGGUGAAGGUAGCAUCACACGGUGGAAAAAUUAUUCUAAAUCCCGAAGACAGUUAUGUUCUGCAAGAAGGAGACGAGGUUCUUGUUAUUGCGGAGGAUGAUGACAGCUAUGCUCCAUCGGAUAUUCCCAUGGUUUGGACAGGAAGUUUACCCAAAGACGAACUAGUUCACAAGUCUUUCGAGAAGAUACUUCUAUGCGGUUGGAGGAGAGAUAUGGAAGAUAUAAUAACGGUACUGGAUGCUUUUUUAGCAGAAGGGUCGGAGCUGUGGAUGUUCAAUGAAGUUGCUGAGAAUGAAAGAGAGAGAAAGCUUGAAGAUGGUGGACUUGACAUCGACCGUUUGGUCAAUAUUAAGCUCAUUAAUCGAGAAGGAAAUGCUGUCAUAAGGCGUCACCUUGAAAGCCUUCCAUUGGAAUCUUUUGAUUCGGUAAAGCAGCAAUUUAUCUGAAACCCGUUGAUGGAAAAUGCUUUU
Erythranthe guttata (spotted monkey flower) is the source of this 2199-nucleotide messenger RNA. NCBI's taxonomy places the organism in Eukaryota, Viridiplantae, Streptophyta, Magnoliopsida, Lamiales, Phrymaceae. The record is from RefSeq and is a predicted model, not a curated record.